AUGCGGAACGUGGAGAACGCGCGACAAAAAGAGGCUGAGGCCAUGGUGCGCCGAGCUUGCCGGGAAAUGGAGCUCCUCACCACUGUAGUCCUGGACCAGCUGGAGGUUGCGCUGAAAGAUUCCAUGAUGAGCUUGCGGCGAGCGGCGCAGCGGCAACCUGGUUUCUUGCAAAGCCGAGCAUCGAAAUUGCCCUCGCUGGCGAAUGUCCGACUGCUGCCCAGCAAUGGGUUUCAGACAGUUCCUGACGUUGCGGCCACUUUGGAGCAGCAGCGCGACAAGCAGGAGGGCGCCCCAAGUGGCGACCUGCGCUUGACGUGGCUUGAGUUCUGCCUGGCUUGCGCGGACUUGAUACCUUGCUUUCUGGCAAGGUGCAGUGAGGUGGCCCUUGCAGAGCUCGGAAAGCCGGCUGGGCCGGCUGGUGGCAAGCAGAACAUUUUUGCGGUGGACAUGUUCGGUUCUGUGCGCCUGGCUUGGGCAGUGCUGCUUGUUAGCUCGGCGUCUGCUCAGCUUGCCAGCGAGCUCACAAAGGAGCAGCUGAAGCCGCUGACAGUUUUCCGACAGCAGCAUCGGAUGCGUGCAGCAAACGCGCCCCCUUGUUGCGGGGCCGUGCGGAUGUGUUUGAACUCUUUGUGGCUGGCAGUUGUGGAUUAUGACGCGCUGCGAAGUUCUGCUGCCGCGGGCGCAGUGGCCGCCGCCGAGAAAAACAUUUUUGCGGUGGACAUGUUCGGUUCUGCGCGCCUGGCUUGGGCAGUGCUGCUUGUUAGCUCGGCGUCUGCUCAGCUUGCCAGCGAGCUUACAAAGGAGCAGCUGAAGCCGCUGACAGUGGAUGGCCGCCUGUGCGCGGCCUGUGCGCGGCUGCUUUUGUGCAGGCGUGGCGAACCGCGCGCCCCGAGCCCCGACGGAGGAAGCGGGAGAGAGUGGUGUUAUGUCGAAGCCCAGGCGCGUGAGAGGAUGUGUUGGAACUCUUUGUGGCUGGCAGUUGUGGAUUAUGACGCGCUACGAAGUUCUGCUGCCGCCGGCGCAGUGGCCGCCGCCGAGAAAGUGAAGUCUUAUGUAGUGAAGUUUGGAAAAGCCCAGCGCGCCUCCGAGAACUACGACUGGGUCUUGAUGCUGUCAGCGCCUAGCGCCGUCGGUCAAGUUCAAGGGAAGAAGGGUGAUUUUCGCCAGAACAUUUUUGCGGUGGACAUGUUCGGUUCUGCGCGCCUGGCUUGGGCAGUGCUGCUUGUUAGCUCGGCGUCUGCUCAGCUUGCCAGCGAGCUUACAAAGGAGCAGCUGAAACCGCUGACAGCCCCGAGCCCCGACGGAGGAAGCGGGAGAGAGUGGUGUUAUGUCGAAGCCCAGCUUGUGUCGUCUGGCAAGAGUGAGUCCUGGGGCUAUUGCGGCCAGUGUUGUGGAUUAUGA
Messenger RNA from Effrenium voratum, 1401 nucleotides. Lineage: Eukaryota; Dinophyceae; Suessiales; Symbiodiniaceae. The record is from the annotation of a GenBank genome assembly.